Molecule: messenger RNA, 1512 nt
Organism: Ailuropoda melanoleuca (giant panda)
Lineage: Eukaryota; Metazoa; Chordata; Mammalia; Carnivora; Ursidae
Gene: ZC2HC1B
Product: zinc finger C2HC-type containing 1B
Exons: 8
Coding region: 627-1295 (222 amino acids)
Source: RefSeq, a predicted model, not a curated record
GGUUUAAUUUGCUGUAUGUAGAAAAGUGACCCCGUUAAACUCCAUUUUGAAAUGCUGAGUGGUUAUGAGUUUUGUGAGAAGAUUCCACUGGUAGGAACUAAGUUUCCCCCUGCUGUAUGCAAAGGGCUGUUUCAAAAAGGAUGGUAAAUAUGAAUAUUAGGAUUGUAGGGACUCAAUUACUGGAUGACUGACUUUUGGAAUUUAGGAAGAGUGAAGACAGGAAGCAGAAGCAGAAAUCAAGACAACGUCCUUGGCUUCAGUAAGUACCUGGCUCAAAAUCAGAAAUAUUUACUUCAGUUUAAACUAGAAAGUUUGUCUUUUCAACAUUAUUUAAUGCUUGGAACCAUUCAUAUUUGAUUAAAAGAUGUAGUUGAAAAUUUUCCGUGUUUUUUGGUGAGGUUGGUUUGGUGGUUUUUUUUUUUUUCCUGUAAACUUUUUCAAGGCUCAAGCAAUGACACCAUCACAAUUGUUAAUUAUUUGGUAAACUGUGACUCCAUUGCAACAGACGAGUUGUUAGUGACCCUUGUUUAUGUGUCCAUGACUAAUGUGUUGCUCUCUGGACUGUUCUGGGGAAAAAAUGCACACACACACAAACUGUGGACACUGUGGUCUGAGUUGGGAACAGAAUGGCUGAGGCAGAACCAUUUUCAGCUGAUGGCAAUCAGGAGUUACUUCCCUGUGAAGUCUGUGGAAGACGCUUUGCAGCAGAUGUUCUGGAAAGGCAUGGACCAAUAUGUAGAAAACUCUUCAAUAAAAAACGUAAACCUUUCAAUUCCUUGAAACAAAGAUUACAGGGUACUGACAAUCCCAUUGUGAGAAAGGCUCCUCUAUCCAAGCCUCAACCUGUGAGGAGAUCUAACUGGAGACAACGACAUGAAGACUUCAUUAACGCCAUCCGAUUGGCAAAGCAGUGUGCGCUAGCCAUUAAAGAAGGCCGACCUCUUCCCCCUCCGCCUCCUCCAUCCAUCAACCCAGAUUAUAUUCAAUGCCCAUAUUGUAUGAGGAGGUUUAAUGAAACUGCGGCCAAUCGACAUAUUAAUUUCUGCAAGGAUCAGUCUUCUCGCCGAGUGUUUGAUCCAGCCCAAACAGCAGCCAAAUUGGCAUCCAGAGCGCAGGCUAGGGCUCAGAUGAGUCCAAAAAAAGAGCCAACUGUAACCAGUGCUGUGGGAGCCCUGCUGCAGAACAGGGCCCUGGGGGCCCCAAACGUGGCCCCAACUAGGCCAGGAUUAGCUGUGGACCCUGCUUCUGGAGCAAAACUCAGACAAGGAUUUACUAAAUCUUCUAAAAAAGAUUAACUCCUAGAGGCCAGACUGUCUCCCUUUAACUCAUGAGCCUCGAUGGCUGUGCACCCAGGAAUGCCACCUAAGGGGAAGGAGAGGCAGACGGCUGUUUGUAAGCCCACGAUUCUUCUUGAAACAUCGUGGACAAUAAGUAAAAACCAGAUUCACCUUUUCUUCUUCAUUACUCCCUUUAAACUUUUCAAAACAAUAUUAAACAACACAUCAGCCUGUA